UAUGUGACCACAGAAAAAGACCUUCAAAAACAACAUGUCUGCGCACGGAGGAAUGUGCACACGCUUUGGAAAUUAAACCUUUAACGGCUGAUAUCAGGCUAUUUUAUUAGGUUUCCAGAAAGAAUGUCUACCCCAGCGAAAGGAGCAACGAAGAAAGAAAAAAAGAAGCCCAUACCAGUGAAAACUUCACUGAAUAGCCCAUACAGCAUUCACUGGAGUCCACUGGAAAGAGAACACAAGCAUUUCAUACUGAACACACUUAAAGUCAAACUAUCCGCUGUCGGGCUUCAGAAACAACGUGUCAAUAGGUUUCGCGAGUGGGGCAGCAGAAGGAGGUCAAGAAAAAAGGCAUCAAAACCCACUGAGGACCAAAAACCAGCUCCUGAACCCGCAGAGAGUGUACAGACCCCCUCUAAGCCCACCGAGCCGUGCUGGACCAUCCCGACCGUGAGGAAACAGCUGGCCAUCGGCAUCAACGAGGUCACCAAAGGCCUGGAGAGGAAUGAACUGAGUUUGGUGCUCGUGUGUAAUUCGGUAAGGCCAGCACACAUGACGUGCCAUUUAAUCCCGCUGAGUAAAACGAGGUCGGUGCCCGCCUGCCAGGUGCCCAGCCUGAGCGAGAGUCUCGCGGGGCUGCUGGGUCUCAAGUGCGUCCUGGCGCUGGGAUUCAAACGCGGCGCCGAGGUGUUCGAGGAUGUGGUCCGCGCGAUCACACCUGUGGUUCCGCCGCUCAAAGUGGCUUGGAUUCCGACGGAUUCAAAAGCGAAAGCCGAGGAAAAGCUGGCCGACACGUUAAAGGGGCAGAAAAGGAAAUUAGAAGAAAUGUCGGAUGAAGCCACUGACUCGUCGCCUUUAAUCCUCCAGCCUCUGAAAGUAAAGAAAAUCAUCCCGAAUCCUACGAAAACCAGAAAGCCGAAAAAGAAAGGAAAGCAAAAGUGCUCAACAAGUGUUUAACCUGUGCUCUAUGAACGCAGGUUACUAUAUAGUGUGUUUGGACAGAUGUGAAUUGUUUAGUAUAUUUUUAUGGAUAUAAAUAGGAAAAAGACCGAGAUGAAUUGUUUUGUAUUUUGGAUGCUUUUAUUCAGUCAAAUAUCCAUGCUGGUAUACCUUGAUGUAUAUUUUUGUCAAUUAUAUAUUUAGGUGAACUAUCAUGUUUGACAUGGUGCUGGUACUUAUUCCCAUCAGUUCCAACCUGCAAUGGAGUUCAAUAAAAAUACUGUCUUGAGAAAGAGAAAGCUGAUCAUUUAAAACUACACAAUUUGACAUUUAAAAAAACAACCUCUCUGAAAUAAGGCAAGUACUUCGGGUGUUCUAACCAUAACCCACAAGUUCUCAAACCAUACAGAUUGGAAAAAAAGUUUCAUGCUCAUUUCAUACAGCAAGCCUU
Molecule: messenger RNA, 1387 nt
Organism: Sinocyclocheilus rhinocerous
Lineage: Eukaryota; Metazoa; Chordata; Actinopteri; Cypriniformes; Cyprinidae
Product: ribonuclease P protein subunit p38-like
Exons: 2
Coding region: 124-954 (276 amino acids)
Biological process (GO): tRNA 5'-leader removal
Cellular component (GO): nucleolar ribonuclease P complex; ribonuclease MRP complex; fibrillar center
Molecular function (GO): ribonuclease P activity; ribonuclease P RNA binding
Source: RefSeq, a predicted model, not a curated record